Messenger RNA from Penicillium brasilianum, 2182 nucleotides. The record is from the annotation of a GenBank genome assembly. Lineage: Eukaryota; Fungi; Ascomycota; Eurotiomycetes; Eurotiales; Aspergillaceae.
GUGUCGAACUCGCUUGGUUCUCCAGCAAGCCCGUCUGUAUUUCGCGCGUGUCAAGUGGGUCUCGUCCGGGAUGGCUGUUGUAUACCGCAGCCCGCCAAUCACCACCAGCGCUGAAUAAUCGUGGCCUCGAGUCGGCCGCCACGAACCGGAUUUGAACCAAACGGAUCGCGAUAAAAGAAAGUCAAAGACAAAGCAGACGACUUUAAUCGAAUAAUCACUUUGAUAUCCCCGUUGUCGACUCUUGAGAGAGAAGCACCGCUGUUCGGGAUUGUCGUUACCGGCGUAAUCGGAUGCGCCGGAUUGGCAAAAGAUCGACGUUGCCUGACCUGGCGGUUUCCCUUUUCGACGAAACGCGGCCUCGCCCCUUCAAAAUCCUUCCCUUUCUUCUUACCCUACCCACCCUCUCUUAUCACCAAGAACCCCCCCGCCAUUAUGACCCUCUUGCGACAAGGGUCCCUUUGGGGCCUGGUGCUGCUUGCUGGUCUGGCGCUUGCCCACGGUGGCCAUGAGGCUGUUCCGGAGGGCGAGCCCAUCUCGUUGGAACCCAUUGAUUCGACGUUAUGGACACAUAUGGUCCUGAUGGGUACUGCGUUUGGUAUUAUUUUCCCGUUGGGAAUGGUUCUCGGUAUUGUUCGCUCGCGCUGGCACGUCCCCGUUCAAAUCGUCGGCACUAUUAUCGCCGUGCUGGCUUACUUCCUCGGCCACGCUCACAAGGGUCGCCAAUUCGGCAAGAACGCCCACGCCUCGUUCGCAAAUUGGCUCAUGCUGCUUCUGGUCGUGCAGGUUGUGCUUGGAUUCUACCUGAAGUUGCACCUGGAAAAGGCAGGCCAAGGUCGGAUACGUUGGAUCUUCGUUCUGGCCCACGGUAUCGUCGGCAAGAUCAUGCCAAUUGUGAGCUGGACGCAGAUGCUGUUUGGUGGUAUCGCGGCCCUCGGCUUCUGCCAGGGUGACCAUAUGGGACAGUGUUUGGCGCAUUUCAUCAUGGGCAGUGCUUUCAUUGCGUAUGGUAUCUGCUUGACUAUUCUUUUGCUGGUGGGUCAGUACUGGCUUCGCCGCACGGGCCGGAGCCAAGAGUUCUUCGACUCAUUGAUUAUCGCCGCGUGGGGCUGCGUCAAUACCUUUACUGAACACCGCUGGGGCGGGCCUUGGGUCCACAAUGAUCUCCAGCAUACCACCAUGGGUAUUGUCUGGUGGUGUGCUGGUCUACUGGGCAUGUGGCUGAGCCGCAGCCGCAAUGGCCGACCUAAGCGGAAUUUGAUUCCUGCCAUUGUCAUCGGUCUAACUGGAUAUGCGAUGUCUGCACACACCCAGACUCUGAUGAUCAGUACUAUGGUCCACAGUAUCUUUGGAUACACUCUGAUGGCCGCGGCUCUGACUCGGAUCAUCGAGAUUUCGUUUGUCCUGCGCGACAAGCCCAAUGUCAGCAUCAGCGGUGCCGACCCGAACAGUUUCCAAUACCUCACGCCUUUCUUGCUAUAUGCCUCUGGCUUCUUGUUCAUGGGUGCCACCGAGGAGCAGAUGCAGUUGCUCAGCCAGGCUGGCGUCAUGCACGUCUCCUAUAUUUUGAUCUUGUACAGCAUUGCUUUUAUCCUCUUCCUCUUCGUUAAUAUUCUCCUUCACAUCUACGCCGUCCAUGCCUGGCCCGAGGGUGCCCCCGAGGAAGAAGAAGAAGAAGCUCACAAGUACACCAACGCUAAUGGCAGCUACAUGAAUGGUCGCACGAGGACCGCCGAUGCGCAACAUAUUUCUGACGCCGAGGCUUUUGAAUUGGAGGGCCUGAUGAGUGAUGAUGAGGACGAAGCCGGCUCCUCGAUGCGGCCUAAAAAGACGACCGACGAGGAGAUGGGUGCUAAAGAGGCUUCUCGACCCUGAGCUCGUCUCGUCAUUCUUGCUGUUCGUGUUGGGUAAUCCUGGGACUUUCGAUUCUGGGUUACGGGUCAUAUCAUAUGCAUGUUUCCGUAGGCGUUGGUCGGUUGGAAUUCUUGGUGCUUUUGCACUAGUAUAUGUUUCUAAUUGAAUUGAACAUAUUAUUUCUUGUACUAGUCAACCCUUUAUUAUCUGUGUUAGAGCUCAUGUAUAUAGUACAGUGCAUUUCAUCAUUCAAUGUAUUGACUUAUAAGAGCAAGUCUUGACACGAGCAGCAUCCCACUUCAUCUCAAACAGAUGACCGACUCGAAUAGAU